CCCGUGGUGCCAUGUCCAAGUGCAUCAUAUCAAGCUUCAAUCCGACAGUAUUGCGACUGUGAAUACACACUACAAAUCCAUUGAGUUUGCACAAUACUCCAAAACUCUUCCAAGAUGCUCUCCUUCCGGAUGCCGAUGCCCAAGGGCGUGCCUGCCUACAAGAGCAAGUUCGGUCCCAACUACCACCUCCAGCCCAAUGUCCACGGCACUACUCUCAAGACCAUCGCCGGAAUCGGCAUGAGGGCAGCUGGUUUUGGUGGUGUCGCGCUCGGCGCCGUCAUCUUCCUCGCCUCGGGUAUUCCCAGGAUACAGCAGGACAUUCUGGGCUACAUCCCUGGUCUGUCCAAGUACUACGAGAAGGAUCUCCCCGCCUCUGACAACCCUUUCUAAACUUGACGCGUCCGUUAUGCGUCACAAUAUGGUGGUUGCUAGUACGACUUAGACGAGAGCAAAAUGUAGGAUCUCGGUACAGGAGUAGCAUUGUAGACCAAGAACGUUAUUGCAAUAGAAUUCCAUUCCAUCGUUUACAGCAUGGGUCUCAUUUGCGAAAUUGCAACGAUUUGUUACUUGCAU
Pyricularia oryzae 70-15 is the source of this 573-nucleotide messenger RNA. RefSeq lists its product as uncharacterized. The coding region runs from base 115 to 390 and encodes 91 amino acids. The transcript has 6 exons. The record is from RefSeq and is a predicted model, not a curated record. NCBI's taxonomy places the organism in Eukaryota, Fungi, Ascomycota, Sordariomycetes, Magnaporthales, Pyriculariaceae. Gene Ontology annotation, biological process: mitochondrial electron transport, ubiquinol to cytochrome c.